This is a messenger RNA of Cladocopium goreaui, 1524 nucleotides long. The record is from the annotation of a GenBank genome assembly. Lineage: Eukaryota; Dinophyceae; Suessiales; Symbiodiniaceae.
AUGGCUGAGCCCGGAGUAUCGCCGCAGGCGACCCUGCUGCCAGUCACAGGCCAAGACCGGGCAUCGAAUCGGCAUCGAACUCUGUUUGACACGAGAAGCACGGUGGAACCACGGGGCGACCGGAGCUAUGAUCCGUUUCGACUCUACUACGAUGUUCCCGUCUGGGGCGGGUGGCGCGAACUGCGCGAUCCCCUGACUGAGCGCAGAUAUUGGAGCAAUGUGAACUCCAUGCUGAUGACUUGGAGCCUUGUGGAACUACUUCGGCUCAAUGGACUUGAGGAAUUUCUGCUACUAGGUAGUUGGCAGCUGUUGACCGUCGUGCCCGAAAAGAUGGAGGAAGUGCCCGAAGGGCGGCUGGGUUUGGCCAUGGCUCUGGUUUUUUUAGUGCGCGUUUGGACUCCGAAGAAGUUUCGGUGUUUCUACGAAACGGAAGAGGAGGAGGAGAAGGAGGACGACAAGGAGGAGGACGAGGAGGAGGAGGACGAGGACGAGGAGGAGGAGGACGAGGAGUACGAAGAUCCUUAUUUUCACCUGCCCGUAUGGCCUACACCCGAGCUGGUGGGUGAUCCGCUGAUGGAGCUGAAACCUGGAGAUAUCGUAGCAUCCAUCAACAUGCCCAAGAAAGGCAUUUGUGAAAUUCUGCUGCCGGACAAAGAGAACAUCGUGAAGAGCGGCUACACCAAAUAUCGCUGGCCACCACAGGAUGGCAGCCGCUACCUGCAACAUUUGCCCGCGCGCAUGCGCAACGAGGACUUCGCGGGAAUGGAGGCGGUGGUGGCCCCCACAUGGAUUGUGCUGCCAGCUCCGCCCAACCGGGUGGGCCCCAACAGCAGUGCCUUGUGCGUCACCAUGACACGAGAUCCCCGAUCCGCCGUCAUUGGAUGGUUGCAACCAGAUGCCCAAGUGCGAUUGCAUCUCAUCGAAGGCACUCGCGCCCUGCUGGGAUAUCUCGAAGAGGAGAACGCCCACCUGGCGGGUGGCUGGAUCAGUGUGGUGCGCCUGGAUGGCUGUGCCACUCUUCGGCGCAUUCUCGAGGAGACGGAGAACCAACGCACCAGUAUUCAACGCGAACUGAACCAACACCUCAAGGCUGCGAGCGGGACAGAAAGGAAUUGGAGGCUGAAGGAAUCGCUUCUUGGCAGUACAGAUACCUUGGAAGCUCUGAAGAUGCUCGAUGAGGCGCAAGACGUCCUCCUCUGCGAAUCCUCGUCGGCGUCCUCCAAACAUUCCAGUGCCAGGAUCAGUUCCAAACUGGGCUCCAAGUUGUCCAGUCGCAUGGGAUCCAAAAUUGGAGAAGUUCUGCAGAUCGGAGUCCACCAGUCAGCACCACACGCCGCGAACGCCGCGGACUUUGGCUUGGCCGAUGCUCGGAAAGUGGCUGACCAGUUCGUGGGCCCUCCCGAGAAGCAGGAGCAGCGCGAGACGGUCAUUGGUGCCUUGCCAUGGGUACCGCCCAUGGGAGGACCCCAAAUCAGCUGUCCGCAGUAUCCUUCGAAAAAUGAUCUACGAAUGGUGGGAGGCUAA